This is a messenger RNA of Nanorana parkeri, 1131 nucleotides long. It is a transcript of the gene SLC35B4, whose product is annotated as solute carrier family 35 member B4. Lineage: Eukaryota; Metazoa; Chordata; Amphibia; Anura; Dicroglossidae. The record is from RefSeq and is a predicted model, not a curated record. Gene Ontology annotation, molecular function: UDP-N-acetylglucosamine transmembrane transporter activity; UDP-xylose transmembrane transporter activity. Gene Ontology annotation, cellular component: Golgi membrane; endoplasmic reticulum membrane. Gene Ontology annotation, biological process: transmembrane transport. The coding region runs from base 78 to 1070 and encodes 330 amino acids. The transcript has 10 exons.
GGCGGCUUGUGAAGCUGGUAGUCGGGGACGGAGGAGUGUAUAGAACCGACUGUUGUGUACCGGGGUGAUUCGCCAGUAUGCACCCAGCGGUGGCUGUAGGUCUGGUGUUCUGUGGCUGCUGCAGCAAUGUGGUGUUUUUAGAACUGUUAGCCAGGAAGUUUCCAGGAUGUGGGAAUAUAGUGACGUUUGCACAGUUUUUAUUAAUAGCAGUAGAAGGCUUUAUCUUUCAGGCAGACUUUGGAAGAAAGCGUCCUGCCAUACCAUUAAGGUAUUAUUUUAUCAUGGUGGCUAUGUUUUUUACAGUCAGCGUGGUGAAUAAUUAUGCACUCAACCUCAAUAUUUCAAUGCCACUACACAUGAUAUUUAGAUCGGGAUCAUUGAUAGCAAACAUGGUCCUGGGUAUCCUGAUUCUACAUAAGAGGUACAGCAUUUCCAAAUACUUGUCAAUUGGGCUAGUCUCUUUUGGAAUUUUUAUUUGCACACUGAUGUCUGCAAAGCAAGUGGCUUCUCACUCGGCAUCCAAUGACGACGAGGGAUUUGUAACUUUUCUCUGGUGGCUUUUAGGUAUUGCUGCUUUGACCUUUGCCCUUGUGGUGUCAGCCAGGAUGGGAAUCUUUCAGGAGACACUCUAUAAGGAAUAUGGAAAACAUUCUAAAGAAGCAUUAUUUUAUAAUCAUGCAUUGCCGCUGCCAGGAUUCCUUCUUCUAGCACCUGACAUAUAUAACCAUGCAGUUCUCUUUACUCAGAGCGAGCCCUUCCAGCUGCCUCUACUCGGAAUCCAGAUGCCAAUCAUGUGGUUUUAUUUGCUCAUGAACAUCAUUACACAAUAUGUGUGCAUCAGAGGAGUAUUUUCCCUUACUACAGAGUGUCCCUCGCUCACAGUUACCCUGGUUGUUACACUACGAAAAUUCCUCAGCCUCAUCUUCUCCAUCUUGUAUUUUAAGAAUCCUUUUACUGCGUGGCACUGGAUUGGAACAAUAUUUGUGUUUUUGGGUACGCUGCUGUACACUGAGGUGUGGAACAGCAUUCAGGGUCCACCCAGCAAAAACAAGGACACAAAGAAGGACUAAAUGUCUUUAAUGUGUAUCAUACAGAAUGCUGCAGCUCACAGUAUGCGGUAUUGUAGAAAGC